This is a messenger RNA of Phyllostomus hastatus (greater spear-nosed bat), 3226 nucleotides long. RefSeq names its product guanylate cyclase 1 soluble subunit beta 1 (gene GUCY1B1). The coding region runs from base 424 to 2079 and encodes 551 amino acids. The record is from RefSeq and is a predicted model, not a curated record. The transcript is spliced from 14 exons. Gene Ontology annotation, cellular component: guanylate cyclase complex, soluble. Gene Ontology annotation, molecular function: guanylate cyclase activity; heme binding. NCBI's taxonomy places the organism in Eukaryota, Metazoa, Chordata, Mammalia, Chiroptera, Phyllostomidae. Gene Ontology annotation, biological process: response to oxygen levels; cGMP biosynthetic process.
ACUCCGUGGGUCGCGGCGGGGGGGGCAGUGGAUGCCUUUGCCAGCCAGGAGGUCAGCUGUAUUGCACCGCGGUUUCCGGAGCUUGGGAAGGGGACGUGCCACCGCGGAUCGGAGACAUCCCAGCCCAGGCCGGCCCGCCAGUGUGGGAGACUGAGCGCCUUGGUGUGGGAGGUGCAGGUUCCCGUCUCCUCUGCCGCGCUUUCAGGCUGCCCAGCCUGGCAGUAUGGAUUUGUGAACCACGCGCUGGAGCUGCUGGUGAUCCGCAAUUACGGCCUGGAGGUGUGGGAAGACAUCAAAAAAGAGGCACAGUUAGAUGAAGAAGGGCAGUUUCUUGUCAGAAUAAUAUAUGAUGAUUCUAAAACUUACGAUUUGGUUGCUGCUGCAAGCAAAGUCCUCAAUCUCAAUGCUGGAGAAAUCCUCCAAAUGUUUGGGAAGAUGUUUUUUGUCUUUUGUCAAGAAUCUGGUUACGAUACGAUCUUGCGUGUCCUGGGAUCUAAUGUCAGAGAAUUUCUGCAGAACCUAGAUGCUCUGCAUGACCACCUGGCUACUAUCUACCCAGGUAUGCGUGCACCCUCCUUCAGGUGCACUGAUGCAGAGAAGGGCAAAGGCCUCAUUCUGCACUACUACUCAGAGAGAGAAGGACUUCAGGAUAUUGUCAUCGGAAUCAUUAAAACGGUAGCUCAGCAAAUACAUGGCACAGAAAUUGACAUGAAGGUUAUUCAGCAAAGAAAUGAAGAAUGUGAUCAUACUCAAUUUUUAAUUGAAGAAAAAGAAUCUAAAGAAGAGGAUUUUUAUGAAGAUCUUGACAGAUUUGAAGAAAAUGGUACCCAGGAAUCACGCAUCAGCCCCUAUACCUUCUGCAAAGCUUUUCCUUUUCACAUAAUAUUUGACCGGGACCUAGUGGUCACUCAGUGUGGCAAUGCCAUAUACAGAGUGCUUCCCCAGCUCCAACCUGGCAAUUGCAGCCUUUUGUCUGUCUUCUCUCUGGUCCGUCCUCACAUUGACAUUAGUUUCCAUGGGAUCCUUUCACACAUCAAUACGGUUUUUGUAUUGAGAAGCAAGGAAGGACUGUUGGAUGUGGAGAAAUUAGAAUGUGAGGAUGAACUGACUGGGACUGAGAUCAGCUGCUUACGUCUCAAGGGUCAAAUGAUCUACUUACCUGAAGCAGAUAGCAUACUUUUUCUGUGUUCGCCAAGUGUGAUGAAUCUGGAUGAUUUGACCAGGAGAGGUCUGUAUCUGAGUGACAUCCCUCUGCACGAUGCCACACGUGAUCUUGUUCUUUUGGGAGAACAGUUCAGAGAGGAAUACAAACUGACUCAGGAACUGGAAAUCCUAACAGACAGGCUGCAGCUCACGUUAAGAGCCCUGGAAGAUGAAAAGAAAAAGACAGACACGUUGCUAUACUCUGUCCUUCCUCCAUCUGUCGCCAAUGAGCUGAGACACAAGCGUCCCGUGCCUGCUAAGAGAUAUGACAAUGUGACAAUCCUCUUCAGUGGCAUUGUGGGCUUCAACGCUUUCUGUAGCAAACAUGCAUCUGGCGAAGGGGCCAUGAAGAUUGUCAACCUUCUCAAUGACCUCUACACCAGAUUUGACACACUGACCGACUCCCGGAAGAAUCCAUUUGUGUAUAAGGUGGAGACUGUGGGUGAUAAGUACAUGACAGUGAGUGGUUUACCAGAGCCCUGCAUCCACCACGCACGAUCCAUUUGUCACCUGGCCUUGGACAUGAUGGAAAUUGCUGGCCAGGUUCAAGUUGAUGGCGAAUCUGUUCAGAUAACAAUAGGGAUACACACUGGAGAGGUCGUCACAGGUGUCAUAGGACAGAGGAUGCCUCGUUACUGUCUUUUUGGAAAUACUGUCAACCUCACAAGCAGAACAGAAACCACUGGAGAAAAGGGGAAAAUAAAUGUGUCUGAAUAUACAUACAGAUGCCUUAUGACACCAGACAAUUCAGAUCCACAGUUCCACUUGGAGCACAGGGGCCCGGUGUCCAUGAAGGGCAAGAAAGAACCAAUGCAAGUUUGGUUUCUCUCAAGACAAAAUACAGGAACAGAGGAAACAAAGCAGGAUGAUAACUGAAUCGUGGACUGUGGGGGGAAGAAGACCAUGAUCAGUUCCAGGUAUCCCCUGAUAUGCGGCAGGCCAGGGAGCAACUGCGACCUACGGAUCCAGAGUCCUGCUUUGUCUUUCUCAAUUCCCCCAAGCCUUUCUCCUAGGCAUAUCUUUAUUCAUUAUUCAGCUUUAGCCCUGCUUUUGAUUUUUUUCCAGGUUUAAUAUAUUAUCUGAAGUUCGGCUUUAGAUGUGGAUGAUAUGUGCUUCAUGUGUCUUCAAAUCUACUACAAGCAUUGCUAAACCCGGUAAUUUGUAUGUAGUAGGCACCCAGUAAAUAUCUGUUGAAUUUAAUUAAAUGAAACUGAACAGUAUUUGGCCUUGUAUAUACAGACCAUGGAGUCCCAAAUCUGUUUCCCACUCCAUAUAUAUAUAUAUAUAUGUAUAUUUUAAUGACUAUAACAUAUAACAAACUUUAUAACAUAUUGGUGUAUAUCAUUGUAGAAUUCAUUUUCUAAAGGAGUGAAUUGUAAGUUUUGGGGGGAAAAAGUGAUUUAUUUUCAGACUCCCAAAGUAAGAAUUAACUUACCAUGCUAAGAAAAUAAUGACUAUUUUGAAGUAUGUCAAUUUCUCUGAAGAAAUAUAGAGCACGCAUUUCUGUUAUUAAAAAUAUUUGGUUGCUCAUUCAAAUCAUGUGGCAAAUUAUAAUUCCUCUAAAAUGCUAUCAUUUGUAUUGUAUCCUUUGUAUUAAGUUUCAUUAACCACAUUCAGCUGUUCUGGAAAGCUGCAGUAUUUAAGCUACUACAUUAGGUUUGGAUAUGUGUUAGGGACUCUAACCACUUCCAAGAAUGAAGCUGGGACACUGUUAAUCAGAGCCAUCCCUGGCCUUUUAUUCCCAGAAAUGAGCUUUUCUUCUUAGCUUAGAAGGAUGGGAUUAUAUCUAGGGCAUCAUGUUCAGAAAACUCAGUUUAAUUAUAACAUAGAAUGCAUUCCUAUUGGAAUAGUUGGCCUGUUGUUCUUAAAUGUUUCAAUAAUUUAUUAAUAUCUAUCUUUAUAAAAUAUAGUGCAACUACUUUUGUGUAAAAAUGUUUGUCAAUUUAGUAUUUCAUAUCAACACACCGAUAUAUGUAUAAAUGUUCUAUGUUAAUGUGUAAAAGAAUCUGCAAUAAAUUAUUUU